This is a messenger RNA of Naegleria fowleri, 2001 nucleotides long. RefSeq lists its product as uncharacterized. NCBI's taxonomy places the organism in Eukaryota, Heterolobosea, Eutetramitea, Acrasida, Naegleriidae. Bases 1 to 2001 code for a protein of 666 amino acids. The transcript has a single exon. The record is from RefSeq and is a predicted model, not a curated record.
AUGUUACCUGGAACCUCAGAAGUGCCUACCAAACCACACCAACGAAUCAUUCCUUCUCUUCAUGAAUUAUUGCAUGGAGGAACAGACAAUCAUCAUGAUGAAAACAACAUGCCUUUGAAUCGAAACGAUGCCGAGCAGCAACCUCUAUCCAAAGCCCAAAAAAGUCAAGAACAGGAUCUUCCAAGCAUGUUUGCUCACGGCAGCAAUUACUACUCCACCACUCCAACUUUUAGCACUACUUCAGGCAUGCUGGGUCGCCCCUGGUACCAUGACGAAAUCAAAGUAGGUCAAACAACCACCUUCAACCAUCAUCAGGUACCAAUCCGCAACCAUACAAGCAACCACAUGGAUCUUCACUAUCAACAGCCACCACCACCUCCACCACAAAUGAAAUCAUUAUCCGCACCAACAACUGCUUCUACACAUGAUGAUCGAACAUCCAUGCCUGGGAUCUCUCCAGUGACCCACCGAGAGAAUCAAAAAUCCAUCUAUUCAGCAACACCAAUGGCAACAACAACAACCACAUUACAGCAUUCAUCAUCCUCUUCGACAUCCAUGCGCCAACCACCAACAACCACAUUACAGCAUGCACAACAACCAUCAUCAUCCUCCACUCCUCAUGAUGUUGACAACGAACCAUUGAGAAGAAGAAUUGAAGAAUUAGAACGAGAAUUGCAACAUCAAGCUAAAACCAUUAUGAACUUGGAAAGAGAAAACUCUGAAUUGAGAAGAGAGUUGCAACAUGUCCUGUCAACAGCACGAUCUUCCAAUACUCCAACUUCCUCCAAUAACAACAACAACCCGACAACCACUGCUAAGGGUUCAACAUGUUCGAUUUCGCCUCCUCUUCUUCCACCUCCAUUACUUGCAUCCACCACACAUUCAAGAUCCAUACCACCAACUCCUCCUCCUCUUUAUCGAUAUGAGACCUCAUCAAGCCCCUAUUCUCGACAAACUCAAACAUCCGUCAGUAACAUGUUGGAUCAGCAGCAACAUGCAUUUCCAUCCAUGAAGCAUGUACAGCAGCAAGAGCCAUACAACAGUGAGGAUCAAACACAAAAGAAAGUGCCACAUGAAGCGAGUCAAACCUCAAACAUUCAUAAUGUCAAUGUGGUGGAUCCGAGUAAGCAUGCUCUUCAUCCUGUCCUUUCACAACAUCAUCAAGAAGACUCACAUAUCGAUCAUUAUAUUCAUUAUUCGAGCAGCUCGUUGCAUGAUCGAUACCAUCGUACAUCUCAAGAACCAUCAUCAUCGUUCCUGACUCCUCCAUACUAUUCCAAUAAUGAAUACUAUUCAUCCUUAAUUAGAACUCCAACUUUCAACAACAGCAGACAUUUGACUCAAGAGGAAAUGCAUGCUCCUGCAACCACAACAUCACCUUUUCAAGCAUCCAUGAUGAGUUCUCAACCAAAAGUACAACAACAUUUGAAACGACCAUUGCAUGAUCCACCUAUUCCAACAUUUAGUACUCCUCCGACCACAUUUGCACGUUCCUCAAAAACACACUCAUCUUCUUCCUCUCUGCAUGCAUCCACCACACAUUUAUCAUCUUCAAAAAAGAGAAAAAUUACAAAAACUCCUCAGGAAGCAAAACCAGGUCCGAGAACCAUUUCCAUUGUGGAUGAAUCAUCGGAUCGAGAAAAUCAAGUAUCGGAUUUGGAGCUCUUUAAGGUCAAGUGGAAAGGAGAAGAAUAUGUCUUGGUGAAUGCCUUCAAAAAUCGUACUCAGAUAUUGAAUUACUAUGUACCGGCCUAUCAAAGUCAAUAUCCAGAUAGGCCUUGCAAAAUUGUUUUAAGCAAUGAGGAUUAUAAGCAACUUUCGAUUGAAAAUCCUUCAAAUGUUGAAAAGAAGAAGCAUGCUUGGCGAGUUUCAGUAUUUACAAUUGAUUUUUAUAAUUUUGUAAAGAAUUUACAAAAAUCUCCAUCAUCUUCUGUGAACAACAACAAAGUGAAUGCAAACAUGGCAUCUUCUUCUUCUACAACCACCUCCAAUAUACUCUGA